AUGGCCGACACCCAAAACAACCAAGAAGCCGACGAGUUUGGCGCUCUGGCGCACGAGGGCGUCUCGAGCCUGCGUUCGCGCUUCGAGCAGCUUUCGCAAUCGGAGCGGCCGCCCGCGGGCGCUUCCUCGGCCACCGUCGGAUCGCGCCCGUCGUCGAGCGCCGGAUUUCCCCGCCCGUCUGGCGCACGCUCCCUAUCGGCUCGCCCGCCGCCCUCGCAGCAUGCGAUGACGGUCAGCGGCGGAGCCAGCGCCGACGUCGCCGCGACGCCCUCGAGCGCCGGGACGUCAUCGCUGCGCCAGCCACCACCUCAGACGUCGUCUUCGUCUCGCAGCGUGUCGCCUCUUCCCGGAUCAUCCGCGAGCUCCGCUUCCGCCGACGCCAACUCCCGCCCCGCCCACACCAAGAAGCCCUCGGAUCAAAAGGCGGUCAAGCAAGCGCCGACCGCGUUUGGCGCCGCGCCGCCCUCCCUCAUCAUCAACAAACCGGCGACCGCCGGGCAGCAUCAUCCCAGUGGCGGCCGCAACGCUGCCGCUGCCACUGCCGCCGCGACGCCACCGCAACCUCAGCAGCCUGCCUCGGCGCCGACAACAACGACCAAGGCGUCGUCCUCGACGACACCGAGCAUCAAGGUGCCGCCGCCUCGGCCGCCCAAGCCGGCGGAAAAGUUCAAGAUCCUCGACGAUGCCGACCUCGAGCACCUCCGCUCCCAGGCCCGCGUCGCCUCGCUCGCCAGCAAGUUCACCCAUGGCGCGCAGGAAGGCGCAGACCGUUUCUCGAUGGCCAUGAACCAGGCCUUUUCGAGCCAGCAUGCACGGCAGCGCUCCCAUCCGGCGGAAACGACGCUGCGCGCUCCGUCGCACAAGGACGCGCCGCCGCGGCCUGCCAUCCCGCCCAAGCCGCUCAAGGGUGACCCUUCAUCGGAUAGCCUGCUUGCCAUGCCCGGGACCAUGGCGGCGCUGGCCAUCGAUGCGGACGGAUACUCACCCGAGGUCGAUGGCACUUCGUCAGUGCUAUCAUCUGGCCCGUCCGGCGCGCCCCCGCCGCUGCCCUCGAGGACGCCUGACAAGUCUGCUGCCGACUCUGUGAGGCGACGUCGGUUCAGUCUGUCGGCCUCGAAGAGCACCGGCAGCUUGCCGCUACUGCGCGAUCCGCUGGACGACGAUCGUACACCUCCACUCCCUCCCCUUCCAGCCCGCCGCGGCCCGGGCGCUGCGCCAGAGAUCAACGCGGCGCCAUCCCCAGCAGUGCUGCCUCCGCCGCAGCGCGUCCAGCCGACCGCGACUGCGGCGGCUGCAACGUCCGCGCCGGUGUCUCGGAGCGUCUCCAGUGCAUAUUCCAUCCCCACGACGACGACGGCAUCCGGUCCCGAUGUUCCCGCGAGGAGCGGCACCGGCUAUACGAUCCAGCCACCUCCCCCGCCUCCGGGCGGCGCACGCUUGCUCGAAAGAAGCCACACGCAUAGCCGCUUCUUUUCGUCGACGCACUCCUCGACACCGGCCAGGCCUCCUGCCCGCGACGACGGGAGCGACUCGUCCGACGAGGACGAGUACGGCGAGAUGGCGGCCCACCUGCUGCCUCCAUCGAGCCUGGCAGGCCCGCUCAGCGCAGGACGACCGGCAGGCGCGCUCGGUAUGCCCUCGGCCGCCGAGCUGCCGGACACGUCGCGGGCGAACCGCCGAGCUCCCAAGUUCUCGCCGGACUGCACCACCGCUGCGAGGGCCGCCUUCCAGUGUUUUGCGGCUUGCGGGCACACGGUCGUCACCGGCAGCGGAGACAAAGUCAAGGUCUAUCGCGUCGGCGAGCUCGCCACGGGACUGGGCGAGAAGCUCUGCACGGUCGGCGAGCACGGCAACUCCAAGGAGCUCAAGCUGACGGCGCUCGAGUUCCGCCCGCCGAACCACGGUGUCCCUCCCGUCCCGGCCAUGGGGAUACGCUCGCACGGCGAGACCGCCGACGAGGGCCGUUACCUGUGGUGCGGCACGAAGGACGGCCAUCUCUGGGAGCUGGACGUGGCCGAGGCCCGCACGGUGCACUCGAGAGUCAAUGUGCACUCGGCGCCGAUCCAGCUUCUGCGCAGGAUCGGCAACAAGAUGAUCAGCAUGGACGAGUCUGGCAAGAUUUCCGUCUGGCUGCCGCAGGCCAACGAGGACCCCUCGCUGCAGGGUCUGCGCCUAUCCAACCAGCCCAUUACGCAGCGCAUCGCCCUCGAAAAGGGCUCGUUCGCGGUCAUGCUUGGCCAGCAGCUGUGGGUUGCGGGGCCCGUCAGCCCGCGCUCCGCCAAGGACUACAACGGCAGCAAGGGCCCUCGGAUCCGCAUCUACAACCCCUUUGCCGACGACAAGCCGUUCAACGCCACGUCCAAGGCGGUUAUGAUGCCGCCCGAGAUGGCCAACGGCGUCGGAUCGGUGACGGGCGGCACUAUCGUGCCCACCAAGCCGGAUCGCGCUUGCCUGGCCCACGACUCGGGCCACGUGUCGAUCUGGUCCAGGCAGACGUUCGAGUGCAUCAGCGUGCACAAGCUCGGCCCCGGCAUCACUGCGGUCGCGGGCGUGGUCAAGUACCUGUGGGCGGCGAACCGGAGUGGCAACAUCGCCGUGUACGACAUCGACGCGACGCCCUGGCGGGCACUCAAGAUCUGGCCGGCGCACAAGGAGCCGGUCAUGUCGAUUCGGGUCGACGAGCAUGGCAUCGGCAAGGUGGGCCGGCUGCAGGUCGCUUCCGCCGGCCUCGACGCGACCGUCCACCUAUGGGACGGCACGCUCAGCUUCGACUGGAUCCAGCUCGAGAAGAGCAAGCGCGAAGUCGAGUUCUGCACCUACCGCAACCUCAAGAUCCUCCAGGCGACAUUCAACGUCGAUGCGGCCAACCCGGUCGACCUCGAGACGUCUGCCGAGAACAUGGAGCUCUUCCCGAACAUGCUGCGCAAUGCCUGCGCGGUGGGCGGCGAUCCCAAGGCGGGCGGCGUGACGCCGGACCGUCCGCCGGAUAUCAUCGUCUUUGGGUUCCAGGAGCUCAUCGACCUCGAGAGCAAGAAGCUGACGGCCAAGAGCCUCCUGCUCGGUAGCGGCAAGAAGAGGGCCAACGACUUUGGCGAUCGAGUGUCGCGGCAGUACCGCGCCUGGCACGACAAGCUCACCUCGCUGGUGCGGCUCGCCAUGCCGCCGACGUGCGGCUACCUGCUGGUACAGUCCGAGUCGCUCGUGGGUCUGUUCACCUGCGUCUUUGUCAAGCAGGCGGAGUUCAAGCACGUCAAAGAGACGGCCAUCUCGACGGUCAAGACGGGCAUGGGAGGGCGGUAUGGCAACAAGGGCGCCGUCAUCGCCAGGAUGGUCAUCGACCACACGAGUCUCUGCUUUGCCAAUUGCCACCUCGCAGCGGGUCAGAAGCACAUCAAGCAGCGGAAUGCGGACGUCGCAGACAUCCUCGAGUCUCCGACCGUCUUCGACGACCACUAUGCAGACCCCGCAGCCUAUGUUGGCGGAGGCGACGGGUCCAUGAUCCUAGACCACGAGCUCUGCUUCUGGGGCGGCGAUCUGAACUACCGAAUCGACUUGAAACGCGACACGGUGCUGAGCGCCGUUGGCUCGAGCCGGCUCGGCCCCUUGGUCGAAGCUGACCAGCUGCGGCGGGAGCUCAAGAACAACCCCACCUUCCGCCUCAAGUCGUUCAGCGAGGCGCCGCUCAGCUUCCUGCCGACGUACAAGUACGACCGGGGCACGCACGAGUGGGACACGUCUGAAAAGUCGCGCAUCCCCGCGUGGUGCGACCGCAUUUUGUGGCGCUCGCACAAUCCGGACCGCAUCCGCUGCCUCGAGUACCGGCGCUGGGAGGCGACCAUCAGCGACCAUCGCCCCGUCACGGCCAUUUUUGAGGCCAAGGUCAAGGCCAUCGACCCGGCCAAGUCCAAGGUCGUCGAGGACGAGCUCAAAGCCAGGUGGGCCACGCUCGAGCACGGCAUCCUCGAGACUGCGGAAAAGUACUACGACGAUCCCGUCUGA
Molecule: messenger RNA, 3999 nt
Organism: Pseudozyma flocculosa PF-1
Lineage: Eukaryota; Fungi; Basidiomycota; Ustilaginomycetes; Ustilaginales; Ustilaginaceae
Exons: 6
Coding region: 1-3999 (1332 amino acids)
Biological process (GO): phosphatidylinositol dephosphorylation
Molecular function (GO): phosphatidylinositol-4,5-bisphosphate 5-phosphatase activity; protein binding
Source: RefSeq, a predicted model, not a curated record